ACUGUAAAACUAAGUGAAUAGUAUUCUAUUGCGCUAUUUGUCGUUAUGUCAUGUUUGUAUUGAUGAGAGUAAUUAAGUUGAAGUUGAAAGCAUUGAUUAUUCUAUUUAAAUAGAAGUGCUAAAGAUGUCAUCCCCAACCUCCACACCGAGUCGUAAAGGAAACAAGUGUGGAAGAGGCAGUAAUCCUUCCACACCUCGCAGUGAUGGAUUACAGUCCCCGCCUCAAAGGCAGCGAGUUGACGAUUCCACCUCCACUGGGGAGCUACAGCCAAUGCCAACUUCUCCAGUAGCAGAUGUCCUGAGCCCGCCUGUGCAGGAGUCCUCCUUCCUAUCAAGCCCAGCACGGUCACGCCACUCAGCUGCCAGUGAAUUUGACGUAAGUUCUCCUCUGACCUAUGGCACUCCCAGCUCUAGAGUGGAAGGUACACCUCGUAGCGGUGUUCGUGGCACACCUAUACGCCAGCGUCCUGAUCUUGGUUCGGCGCGCAAGGCCCGCCAGGUUGAUUUGCACGCUGAACAACCUUCAGCGGAUGAUGAUGUGACCAGUGAGCAAUCCCUUGGACAAAAGCUGGUUAUCUGGGGAACAGAUGUCAAUGUGGCUGCAUGCAAAGAAAAAUUUCAGAGGUUCCUUCAACGUUUUAUUGACCCUUCUGCUCAAGAAGAUGUUGCAGGUCUAGACCUCAAUGAGCCACUUUACAUGCAACGUCUUGAGGAGAUGAAUGUGGUAGGAGAGCCAUUCCUAAAUGUGAACUCUUCUCACUUGAGGGGAUUUGACCCUGAACUCUACAGGCAGCUGAUUUGUUAUCCACAGGAAGUGAUUCCCACUUUUGAUAUGGCUGUCAAUGAGCUCUUUUUUGACCGUUUUCCUGACUCGAUACUGGAGCAUCAGAUCCAAGUUCGACCAUUCAAUGCUUUGAAAACCAAAAACAUGAGAAGUCUAAAUCCAGAAGAUAUUGAUCAGUUGAUCACAGUCAGUGGCAUGGUGAUCCGAUGCUCACAAUUGAUACCUGAAAUGCAGGAGGCGUUCUUCAGUUGUCAAGUAUGUGCUUUCAGCACGAGAGUGGAAGUUGACCGCGGUCGAAUUGCUGAGCCAUCUGUUUGCAGGAACUGUAACACCACACACAGCAUGGCUCUAAUCCAUAACCGUUCAUUGUUCUCAGACAAGCAGAUGGUUAAAUUACAAGAGUCACCUGAAGAUAUGCCUGCAGGGCAGACCCCACAUACAGUUAUUCUAUUUGCUCACAAUGACUUGGUGGAUAAAGUACAGCCUGGUGACCGUGUAAACGUCACGGGCAUCUACAGAGCUGUUCCAAUUCGAGUAAAUCCACGAGCAAGCAAUGUGAAAUCUGUGUACAAAACUCACAUUGAUGUCAUUCACUUUCACAAAACUGAUGAAAAACGACUUCAUGGCCUUGAUGAUGACAAGGAGCAGAAACUCUUUACUGAGCAGCGUGUGGAGAUGCUCAAAGAACUGUCUAAGAAACCUGAUAUUUAUGAACGACUUUCUGCUGCACUAGCACCCAGUAUUUAUGAGCAUGAGGAUAUCAAAAAGGGUAUUUUGUUACAGUUGUUUGGUGGGACCCGCAAAGACUUCAGUCUCACUGGCCGUGGCAAUUUCCGUGCUGAGAUCAACAUCCUUUUAUGUGGUGACCCUGGUACCAGCAAAUCUCAGUUGCUCCAGUAUGUGUACAACCUGGUACCCAGAGGCCAGUACACAUCUGGUAAAGGUUCCAGUGCUGUAGGUCUGACUGCUUACGUGACAAAAGAUCCAGAGACAAGACAGCUGGUCUUGCAGACUGGUGCUCUUGUUCUUAGUGACAAUGGCAUCUGUUGCAUUGAUGAGUUUGACAAAAUGAACGAUAGCACAAGGUCUGUGAUGCAUGAAGUUAUGGAGCAACAAACUCUUUCCAUUGCUAAGGCCGGAAUAAUCUGUCAGCUGAAUGCCCGAACAUCUAUCCUGGCAGCUGCAAACCCAGUGGAAUCACAGUGGAACCCCAAAAAGACAACUAUCGAAAACAUCCAGCUUCCACAUACACUCUUAUCUAGGUUUGAUUUGAUCUUCCUUAUGUUGGAUCCACAAGACGAGGCUUAUGAUCGACGUCUUGCCCACCACUUGGUUUCACUUUAUUAUCAAAGUGAAGAAGAAAUGGAAGAAGAAUACUUGGAUAUGGCAGUGCUCAGGGACUAUAUUGCCUAUGCCCGUACUUAUGUCCAUCCUAGGCUGAGUGAAGAGGCCAGUCAAGCGCUUAUUGAGGCAUAUGUAGACAUGAGGAAAAUUGGCAGUGGAAGGGGCAUGGUAUCGGCAUAUCCUCGACAACUGGAGUCAUUGAUACGUCUGGCAGAAGCUUACGCUAAGGUGCGCUUCUCCGAAAAGGUUGAAAACAUAGAUGUAGAAGAGGCAAAACGUCUUCACCGUGAAGCUUUGAAACAGUCUGCAACUGAUCCAAGGACUGGAAUUGUAGAUAUAUCUAUUCUUACUACAGGAAUGAGUGCUACUGCUCGUAAGCGGAAGGAGGAGCUGGCUCAAGCCUUGAAGAAGCUCAUACAAUCCAAAGGCAAAACUCUCGCCAUGAGAUACCAACAACUUUUUGAUGAUCUAAGAAGUCAAUCUGAUACUGCUAUUACCAAGGAUAUGUUUGAAGAGGCACUGCAAGCUUUGGCAGAUGAAGAUUUCCUGACUGUAACUGGGAAAACUGUUCGAUUGCUUUAAGAACACAUGUACUAAGAGUUUAAAAUUAAUAUUUUCCUAUUGAUCUUUGUUACUGAAACUUUGAUAUUUUACAUUAUUUUGCUUUGUUUCUGCAGCCAUUUCUGGUAAAUUCAUGAUCUAGUUAUGCUGAGGUGAAAUUAAUGUCUCUUGAUAACACAUUCAAACUCAUAGCUCCAUUGCCAGAUCUGUAAAUAAGUGGUUUUGUUUUCCAUCUUUUAUAUGAUGCAUUAUUAGAAAGAAGGAAUUGGAUUAAUUUGGCGAUGGAAUAAAAUGUGAGAAAUGUAUUUUGUGUUCUCAGUAAUAAAAAUGUG
This is a messenger RNA of Mobula hypostoma (lesser devil ray), 3021 nucleotides long. RefSeq names its product minichromosome maintenance complex component 4 (gene mcm4). NCBI's taxonomy places the organism in Eukaryota, Metazoa, Chordata, Chondrichthyes, Myliobatiformes, Myliobatidae. The coding region runs from base 125 to 2710 and encodes 861 amino acids. The record is from RefSeq and is a predicted model, not a curated record. Gene Ontology annotation, molecular function: single-stranded DNA helicase activity; ATP binding; single-stranded DNA binding. Gene Ontology annotation, biological process: mitotic DNA replication initiation; DNA strand elongation involved in DNA replication; DNA replication. The transcript is spliced from 17 exons. Gene Ontology annotation, cellular component: MCM complex; nucleus.